Marasmius oreades (fairy-ring Marasmius) is the source of this 2024-nucleotide messenger RNA. RefSeq lists its product as uncharacterized. Lineage: Eukaryota; Fungi; Basidiomycota; Agaricomycetes; Agaricales; Marasmiaceae. The record is from RefSeq and is a predicted model, not a curated record. Gene Ontology annotation, molecular function: monooxygenase activity; heme binding; oxidoreductase activity, acting on paired donors, with incorporation or reduction of molecular oxygen. The transcript has 13 exons. The coding region runs from base 44 to 1594 and encodes 516 amino acids.
CUCUGUCAACGGUUCCAUUGAUUCUUUUUGCCUGACGUGCUGAAUGAUCUCCACCGCGACACGCCAAUCACUUUCUGUUUAUUUUGGGUCAACGUGUCACUCUGGGAAAGACUUCAAGAACACACAGAUCGUCUUACCAUUCGACCCUUUCGAUGUGGUCCACUCGUGGACACUCACUCUGAUUACUGUCGUGAUCUGUACCGUCUUGCUCGCCCGAAGGCUUUGGUUCAUUCGUGAUAAACUCCAUAUUCGAGACCUCCCAGGACCAGUCGAUAACGUUUCAUGGUUAUACGGAAAUCUUCCAGAGCUUCUCUUAUCCCGGCCUUACGGCAAGUUCGAGUCCGAGUGGCAAGAGCAGUAUGGAUCGAUAUAUCGUUUCAAGGGAUGUUUCUCUGAGGAUCUCCUCUUUAUCUCUGACCCAGCAGCUAUCCGAUAUAUCUUCAACUCUGCUAAAUUAUUUGAUUUUUCCCCCAAUCGAAGUUUCAUAGCCUCUUCAGUCUUUGGAAAGGACGCUGUCGUGGUACUGCGGAAUGGAGGAGAACCCCACCGUCGUAUCAAGAAUGCCUUCUCACCUGCCUUUGCGCUCGCACGCCUUCAGCCAUAUAUUCCCGUCAUGAGGGACAUUUCUCGCAAGGCCGCAGAUAAACUGAUGCAGAAAUACUUGGAGAGGGAGUCUAGCGACUCAAAUGCUGCUGUCGACAUCUAUCAUCUCCUUCAACAUGUGACGUCAGACAUCAUUGGCGAAGUGGGUUUUGGCCAGCAGUUUAACGCUGUAGAGACCAACGGAGGAGAUAAAGUGGCUCAAAGCCACCAGAACGUAGUUAUGUUAGCCUCAAGGGAUUCAAAGAGUGCAAUUUUGGGGGAGAGCAUUAUACCCUAUGUUCCUCAAAUCAUAAUGAGGUUGAUGCUCCACCUACCCACUCGGACGGUCAGAACGCUUCAAAGUUUCCGUGCAGUCAGUGAGGUAUGGGCUUCAGCACUACUCAGGGAUAGCCUUCAUCCGAGUGAGGAUGGUGCGGAUGGUGGGUUGGUUGGUUUUGUCGUGUCCUCGAACAAGAACCUCAAACACGAACGGUUGUCUUUCAACGAAAUCAGUCGACAAACUUCGAUGUUUUUAGUCGCUGGACAGGAGACGACUGCAAACGCUCUUACUUGGGCGCUGUAUGAACUCGCAAGGCGACCAACAUGGCAAGAUCAGGUAAGGAAGGAAAUCAUCGAAGCACAACAUUCGGAAUCCAGUUUGGACAAGCUUGACUACCUCAAUGCGCACAUCAAGGAAACUCUACGGUUCUAUCCGCCCGUACCACUUACGGAAAGAAUGGCCUUUGAAGAUACUGUUCUUCCACUAUCUCGCCCGAUAACCACGAUAUCCGGUCGGGUUAUUACUGAGUUGCCAAUCCGGAAAGGUCAGAUGAUUCAUGUCGGAAUCGCUUCCUAUCAUCGAGAUCCUCACGUCUGGGGCCCCGAUGCUCACACUUUUAAUCCACCACGCUGGGUCGAUGGUCGUUACGAUUCAGGAGAUCUUCCUGAGUCGAUAGGACCGUACUCCAACCUAGCCUCGUUUGUCGGAGGGGCUCGGAUGUGCCUUGGGUAAGAAGGCUUAUUUUACAUGCUUUCCUGACUGCGUAUUGACUCGUGAACCCUUGAAACCCUAACUUAAGAUGGCGACUUGCGUACGUUUCCCCCCAGUCUCUGAGAGCGCUUUCCCCAAUAUAUUGAGCAUUCUCCCAGUUUGCUAGAAAUGCAGGUCGUCCUCUCGGAACUUAUUCCAAAAUUCCGGUUCAGCUUCGGUCCUGGGCAAGAGGACAAUGUAAUUCCGUCUUUGGCUCUGACCCUCUUCCCGCUUGACCUAAGCAGCGAAAAGCCGAGCCUUUCACUCCUCAUACAACCCAUGCAGGUUCAGUAAUCGUAAUGUGAACAAAGGGAUCCUCUUUAGCUUCAUACACCAAAUAUUCAUAAAAGGGUUUAGCUACCACAUGAUUAAAAUUAUGGCCUUACUAUUCGAAGCAGCUAAAUUCGUAUUG